Plasmodium berghei ANKA is the source of this 2220-nucleotide messenger RNA. RefSeq names its product conserved Plasmodium protein, unknown function. Lineage: Eukaryota; Apicomplexa; Aconoidasida; Haemosporida; Plasmodiidae. Bases 1 to 2220 code for a protein of 739 amino acids. The record is from RefSeq and is a predicted model, not a curated record. The transcript is spliced from 3 exons.
AUGAAAAAUUACCUAAUAAAAGAUAAUGUAGAAAAUAGUGAAAUGUGUAAUAAAAAAAAAAAAAGUAAGGACCAAAUAGUUAUAGACUAUGUGUAUAAAAAUAUUUUUAACAAAAACAUAUUUCUUAACAUUUUUAAAAGAAAUAAUUAUAAUGGCAUAGAAAAAAACAAAACCAUAACAAAAAAAGACACAAGUAAUAUAGAUAUUGAGAAAAGAAAAGAAGAAAUAAAAAAUUAUAAAAAAGAAAAAAAUAAUAAUGAAGAAUAUUUAUUAUUUUUAAGUUAUGUAUAUAAUGAUUUAAUAUCCUUUAUAGAAAAUGAUAAAGAAUAUCAUCUUAAAAAUUCAGAGUUCUCAGAUAUUGAAGAUUUAAUUAUAGACAUAUGUGGAAAUAUAUGCCACAAAAGUUUCAAUAAUAUAAAAAAAAUAUUUAGUAAAUCGCAAAAAGAUCAAGAAGAGGGAAAAGAUCAAAAUAAUGUUUAUAGUGAUAUGAAUGAUAAAUGGAUAGAUGCUGAAAUAAACAAAAAUAAAAAUUAUAAUGAGCCUUCUUUUUUUUUUAUACCGCCAAUGGAAUUUAUUGUUUCACAUAUUUAUAAAUUAAAUUCAAAUUUGAAUAAAAAUUAUGUGUGUAAAGAAAGAGAAAAUAUACAAGCAUUCAUAAAAAAUAAUAAUUAUGAUAAAAAAUGUAAUAUACUAAAUAAUAUAUUAAAUAACGAGCCACCAUUAAAUAGUAAAGAAGAUGAAAUACAAAAUGAGUUUGAAAAUAAAGCUAAUAAAAAAAAGAAAAAUAGUAUAUAUAUAUAUCUUAGUAGAAUGAAUGAUAAAUCUAUUUCAAAUGGUAGUCAAGAUGAAAAAUCAAAAUUUUCUUUAGAAAAAGAAAUCAAAAUAAGUGAGCAUAAACUUAAUGAUUCAAUCUUUGAGUACCCAUAUAAAGAAAUAAAUGAAAGUUCUGAUUAUACACAUGACAGUGAUGGGUAUAACAGUAGUAGCCAAGAUGAAUUAAUUUCCGAAAGUGCAAAUAGCUUAGAAACAUUUAAUGAGCAAAUAUGCAAUGAAAAAUCUAGACAUAAUACAUCUCAAAAUGGAACAAACAUACCGAAUGAACAAAAUGAAAACGAAAUACUCAAUGUCCCCGACUUCAAAGAAAAUAAAAUAAUUUCUAACAUUUCCAUGAAUGAAAGCAUUUCAUAUAAAGAAAAAGACGAAAAUGAAACGAACAGUAAACAUGUAGAUAAUUUAAAUAACUAUUAUUCAUUAAAAUGUUAUGAUUCUAACAGCUUAUUCUCAAAAAGUUUUAAUUUUUAUGAAAAUAUAAAACAUGAUUUCAUGUGUAGCAAUGAUAACAAAAAUAAAACAAGUAAUACAAUUACAUCCUCACAACAAAAUAAUAAUUGUCAUAUUUUAAAGGAUGAAAAUGAUAUAUACUCAAAUGUGUUUAAGGAUAAAGAAAUUCAAAAUACAAUGUAUUAUAUGAAUAAUGAUAAUAGUGAUAAUCGAGAUGAUAAUGAUAAUAAUUCAAUAGCAAAUGAAGGAAUAAAAAGAGUUGUAAAUAUAGCAAAUAGUAUAAACCCUAUUGAAGCUCAAAAUGUUUUAGGUACUUAUGAAAAUAACAGUUUGUGUGAAGAUAAUAAUAUAAUGACAAACAUUGAACUAGCAAAAAUAAAUUCGAAUAAACUCAUCAAAUAUACAAAUUAUAAUGACUCUCAAAUUAACAAUGUGUGCAUAAAUUAUGAAGAAAGACAAAACAACAUAAAAGAGAACAUUAUAGUUAACAUUGAUGAUAAAAUAAAAAUUCGUAAAUAUGAUAAGCAUUCUUUUGAAAACAAGCAAUUAAUAAUUAAACACAAUGAAUAUUAUGAAAAAUUAAAUAAAAUGUUAAUAAAUAAAAAAGAAAAAAUAUAUAAAGAACAGAAAGAAUAUACAAAAAAUAAUAACUUACAUGAUGAUUAUUAUUAUUUUAAAUAUGUAAAUACUUAUGAAAAUAAUUUAAAUCCAUAUUGUUAUACUAAGAUAUUGAAAAAAGCAAAUAUAAAAAUAACUCGAUCCCCAUUUCCACAAUUUUUAAGGGAUAUACAAAUAUACAACAUUCCCACGAAAAAAAUCAGACUAAAAAAAACAAAUAUUGCCUUAAAGACAGAAAAUGCAGGAGCAGAGAGUAAAACCCAAAAUAAUGAAAGGAAGCGAAACAAAGUGAAAAAUAAUAAGAAAAAGGAAAUGAAAUAA